AUGUUCAAGAACUGCCUGGAGUAUAAUGGAGAGACAAGCAGUAAGACUCUGACAAUGGUUUUGCUCAUUUUUUAAUGUAGCUCAAUAAUGAGGCUUCAAGAUGGCAGAUAUUUUGACUUUAGAGUAAAUUUACUCGAAAACGACAUCGGUGACCCGCAAUUAGUAUACUCAAUUAUCUUGACAAUUUUAAAAUAAUUCUGUUGAACAAAAAACUUAUUAUGAAUAAUCACAUUUAUGUAAUUUGAAAAGAAUUGGCUUGACAGAAAUGUUUUAAAAUUGUCAAAAUAAUUGAGUAUAUUAAGAUAAUCAUUUUAUGAAAUAAAAUAUGGGCUCACCGAUGUCGUUUACGAGUUAAAUUACUUUAAAGCCAAAAUAUCCGCCAUUAUUAAAACGUCAUUGUUGCCAUAGCUACGGCAGUCGCGUAACUCUUGUGAAAAAUUUCAAACUCUUUGGAUGUUUUACAUAAGAGAGCUUAAAAGCUUAAGUAAACGACUUUUCUGUGAUAACACAGAUGUCGCGUGUAAAUAAUUUAGCCGUUAAUUAUGGCAGUUCGUUCUUGAAAUUCAAUGUGGUUUCACGUUCGUGGUUUCAAACAAGAACGGCUGUCGCCAUGUAUAUAUUUUCGAUUGACUACAGUUUAUAGACGUUUGGUUGGCGUUCGUAUAUAAAAUAUAUAAAACGUCGCUUUAUAUAACGUGGUUAAUGUAUAUUUUUGCUCCAUUCAAGGUUAUACUCAGAUGGCUCGAACAUUGGAGAAUGUAUUUGAACGCCAGAUGAAGAAACACUUUCCUGAUGACGACAAUCAAUCCAGUGACGAUGACUUUGAAGAAGAGCUUACGGAAUCUGAGCUCCGUAAACUAAACAAAAAGAAAACAAACGACGGAAUGGAAGAUUUGGUGAAGGCUGCAGACAUUCAUCGCUCGAAUCAAACGAUGUUUGACCCUCGGCUUAAAAAUCCUGCCUUGUUCGCCCAACAUUUUGGCAUGAACCCAAUGGCGAAUGAUGUAUCCCGCAUUAUGCAAGAUCCUAUGGCGUUCCAACGAAUGCCUUACAUGCGCCAGCCGUUUUAUCCUCCUCAGAUGUAUCCUGGUCACCCGGCUUUUGCAAGGUUUAAUAUGAAUGAUUUUCCACGUGGAGCUGCUCCUAUGUUUUCUCCCAUGAUGGGUUUGCGCCAUCCCGCCAUGCGCAUGAACCCACAAAGUACUGCUCAGUUUCCUAAUCAGAAUGUCCCUCCUGGAAUGGUGCGCAAUGUAGCACCUGUGGCUACCAAGGGUAUGUUGAAGCUGUUUCUAGUUACAUGGGAGGCAAUGGGGCGCAAGUACUUACAAAACAUAACGUCCAUUAACACUUGCUUUCCCUAACUCUGGUGACAAAGAACUAUGUAUUCCACUUUUUAUGUUGGGAGGACGGGGGGAGUAAUACACAAAAUGAAUAGGCAAUUCCAGCUUUUGACUAAAUUUUGAUCUAGGCAAGAAGAACAAAAUCCAUCGCCACAGCUAGAAAGCGCAUGUUAAAAUUAGUAAAAUUGCAAAGUUUGGUUGCGAAAUGUUAUAAAAUGAGGAAAAUAUAGCCCUGUGAAGUUCGCAAAUUUUGUAUAGAUUAUAUUACGCGCGGUAAAAAUAACCACUUUCGGCUCAAAAAUGGUUAUUCCUCACGUUAUUUGUCUUUCUAUAGCUGGAAUUGCCUAUUGA
Molecule: messenger RNA, 1691 nt
Organism: Paramuricea clavata
Lineage: Eukaryota; Metazoa; Cnidaria; Anthozoa; Malacalcyonacea; Plexauridae
Source: the annotation of a GenBank genome assembly